Gaeumannomyces tritici R3-111a-1 is the source of this 2121-nucleotide messenger RNA. RefSeq names its product phosphoserine phosphatase. Gene Ontology annotation, biological process: L-serine biosynthetic process; dephosphorylation. Gene Ontology annotation, molecular function: magnesium ion binding; L-phosphoserine phosphatase activity. Bases 301 to 1809 code for a protein of 502 amino acids. NCBI's taxonomy places the organism in Eukaryota, Fungi, Ascomycota, Sordariomycetes, Magnaporthales, Magnaporthaceae. The record is from RefSeq and is a predicted model, not a curated record. Gene Ontology annotation, cellular component: cytoplasm. The transcript has a single exon.
UGGAAUGCAUGACGUACCCUAGGCGCCAGCGGUCCAAUCGACGGCCGUCUGACCGCUCGCGGACCCCCAUCUUCCCCUCCCAUCCACCAUCUCUAUCUCCCUCGCACAUCAACAGAGCCGCGUCGGGCAACCCGCUACCAGGCAGAGGCAGAGGCAGAGGCACAGGCAUAACCCGUCAGGCGCCCCAGACAACCCGUCCUAGUUACCUCGCUGCCAGCGCCGCCGCCGGGACUCUGCGACGCGACGCACGGGCGCGCACAAGGAUCGGACCCCUGAGCAGGUUUGCCGCCCGCCGCCGCCAUGGAAGGCGUCACGGCCGCCGCGGCGCCCCGCGCCGGGCCGCCUCGCCCGCAGCUGUCGCCUAGCAUGCGCAGCAACUCGUACCUGAGUGAGCACCAGCAGUACAGGCCUCCGGGGAAGCCCGAGAACCACUACGGCAUCGACACCGUCGUCGAGGACCUGGGCGGCCGCUCCCCGCCCAAGUCGUCGUUGCCCUCGCGGCCCAGGCCCGUCUCCGUCUCGCCCCCGGCAUCGUUCAACGGAGUCCCGUCGCCCACUCACCCGCCGCGCGUGGUCGAGAGCGGCCUCAAUCACGAGCUGUCGCACCCCAACUGUGCGCCCAAUAAGGGCUCCUCCACGGCCCGCCUCGUGGCUACCCUUAUUUAUAGGUCCCCUGCCUCUCGCCCCCACCCUCACCACCAUGGGCAGGCCCCCGCUUCGGCCUCACCUGCCCCCCGGCCCUCCUCUCCAACCGCCGCGUCCUCCGCUGAGGAGCCAUCGGAGAUCCCGCCCAACAUGGCACCCACUACAGACCCGGCCGCGUUCCCGCUGGAGCCACCCACAGCCGACGAGACGCUGGAUCGGCUCUACGGCUCGUACGUGUCGCCGCUCUGUGUUGCCGCAUUCCUGCACCUAAUGUCCACCUUCCCUCUGCCACCCGGAUCGACCGAUUUCGCCAGCGCCCACCGCUGCCUCGACAGCCAGGAGCACCCCCACGUCGUCGAGCUGACUCUCAACCCGGCGCCCUCGCCCAGCUACCUCGGGCUCGGCGACCUGCGCAAACACGAGCUCAUCUACCGCUUUGAGCGCGAGUGGAACGUCGACGUCGUGCUGCAGAUGGACACGGUCUGGCGCCGCCACCCCCGCCUCGUGGUCUUCGACAUGGACAGUACCCUAAUUACACAGGAGGUCAUCGACCUGCUCGCCGCCACGGUCAAGGACCCGCCCGACCUGGCCGCCCGCGUCGCCGGCAUCACUCACCGUGCCAUGCUGGGCGAGCUCGAGUUCGGCGCCGCAUUCCGCGAACGCGUCUCUCUGCUACGCGGUCUGCCCGCCACCCUAUUUGACGACCUGCGCCCCAUCCUCGACGUCACCCAGGGCGUCCCUGCCCUCGUCCGCGCCCUAAAACGCCUGGGCGUCCGCACCGCCGUUCUGAGUGGCGGCUUCCUCCCGCUGACCUCGUGGCUGGCCCGCGACCUAGGCAUCGACCACGCCCACGCCAACGAGGUCCACGUCGACGACUCCGGUAGGCUCACCGGCGAGGUCAAGGGACUGAUAGUCGGCAAGGAGCGGAAACGGGAUCUGCUCCUGGAGAUCGCCCGCAGCGAAGGCAUUGCCCCUGAGCAGGUCGUUGCCGUGGGCGACGGAGCUAAUGAUCUGCUCAUGAUGGAGGCCGCCGGGCUCGGCGUCGCCUGGAACGCUAAGCCGCGUGUCCAGAUGGAGGCCGACGCCAGGCUCAACAGCCAGAGUCUGCUGGAUAUGCUUUAUCUAUUUGGCUUCACAAGCGAGGAGAUUGCGCUGCUGUCUUGAUGCAGCCACAUGACCAUGCACUUGGGGGAACGGGCGACCUGUGUUGGAUGUCUCGAGAAACAGUUGGCACCUAAUGCGCGUCCGCCAUAAGCAAGGCAUUGCGGUCAGACGGCAAGUAAAGUGAUGAAGAGCAUAGUUGUGUGAGUGCCCAGAACGCACGCCACCGCAGUUGGAUGCAAGGGAAACGUCGUGCCAAGAAUGCAACGCAACAUGUAAAAUUAAAAGCAACGAAUCCGAGCCUCAUCUACCUAGAGCUAAGAGUAACCGUAGAGUAAACGUAGAGCAACCUGUGUGAGUACCUAGCAUCGCAAC